Molecule: messenger RNA, 1731 nt
Organism: Symbiodinium necroappetens
Lineage: Eukaryota; Dinophyceae; Suessiales; Symbiodiniaceae
Source: the annotation of a GenBank genome assembly
AUGCCCGCUCGCAAGAAUACCGGCACAGUUCGCAAGGUCGGAAAAGGCGUGCUGAACUCGAAGCGAGGUCGACGGCAGGCAAUGGCGGAGUCGCGAAGCACGCCCAACCUCAGGCCGCACGAUGACACCAAGAAGGUGUCGGACAGUGGGAAGGACCAUUUUGUCGGUCAGCUGUGCAGGAAUGCGGCCAGCUUGAUUGGCACUUCAGGAGUCCCAGUCAUAGUUCUGUCGGCCCAGACCUUGGCGGUCAUGGAUGCUGCUGCUCCAGGCAAUGCUUUAUCUCCUCUGCUUGUGUUUAUGGCGGCAGAGAUGGACAUAACAACAUCGCAGAAGGGAAAUUUGUUAUCGGCCAUAGCCGCCGGAUACUUUUUCACGCAGGUUCCGGGCGGUGUGCUAGCUGAUUGGCUUGGAGCCAAAAACGUCAUGACGACAGCUAUGAUGUUGAGUGCUUUAUGUUGCCUGAUGCUUCCUGUGGUUGUGGAUACCCUUGGCUUGUCCGGGUUGUGGUGCGUGAUGGCCGUGAUGGGUGCCGUGCAGGACCGGCCGCAGUGUGACACUUUCCAACAAGCAGCGAAGCGUAUCCUCGGUGUCGGUCUUCGCUGCUUUCGGAAAGCAAGGUGGAUGCCCAAAGCAGUGCCCGGGGGAAGUGACGAGAAGGCGCAGCAGAUGAAGCACAGAAAGUGUGUGGCAAUUGCUGGUGUGCGCUCUUUGUAUGCAGCCUUUUCAACUCCAGCCCACCCGGAUCAGUCCCUGACACUUGCCUGGGUCAUGGCAGCAAACAAGCUGACGCUGAAGGUGUCCUACCAGGGAGAGGUCCGUCGGCUUCGGGAUUGGCCAGGCGAGGAUGAGCCCAGUUUCCCGGGGCUCGUCGACGCAGCUCUCAGCCUCUUCGACUUGUCGGAGACCCAUCGGUACAGCAUCCGCUACCAGGAUGGUGAUGGCACUGCUGUGCUGCUGACUCAGAGCAACUUCAGUGAUGCCUUGUCGUUGGCCUUCCAAGAUGGGCUGCUGCGGCUAAGCCUCGAGCCGCCAGAGGAAGCUCCCGAGCAGGCCCAUCAGCCCCUCGAGCCCACCAUGGCUUCGGCAGAUCCGACAGGUGCCGAAGGUCCCUUCACCUCCGGCUGGUCUUGCUUCAAAGAGCAAGUGGUCAGCGAUUUCCAGAUGAAUCGGCGGGAUAUGCAGGAGGCAUUCAGAUCCAGUGGUGAGCAGCAUCCGGCCUUGAAUGUGUGUGGCAAAGUCGCAGGGGUCACAGCAGGUGUCUGUGCCUCCGCACGACUGAUACCGCUACACGGGACGCGCCUGGCUGCUCGGAGUGUGGCUGCUGCGGCCAACAUGCCGGUACCGGAGUCGGAGACGCCGGUACCAAUGGCCACCGACAUGGAAGCUGACAGCGAUGUCCAGCAUUUCAAGCAACAGGUCCUUCAAGACUUUCAGAUUGGCCGCCAAGAAAUUCAGACGGCUUUCGGAUAUUUCACAGGGGGGAGCUCUUCGGAGACGGCUUCUCAGCCCCCUAGGCUUGGACGAGAUGUUCUCCCUGCGGUAGCUUCAACGGUUGCUGGCCUCACGGUGGCGACCACGCUGGUGCCUUUACGGGCCGCAAGGUUGGUGGUUGCCAGCUUAGCCCAGCGAUCGGAAGCACAGCCGGAGCAGCAAGCCGAGCUGCAAGCUGAGCGACACGAUUUGCCAGGUGGCGCGACUCAGGCCGUGUCAGGCUCUUUCCCCGGCCCUUGA